Acanthisitta chloris (rifleman) is the source of this 1386-nucleotide messenger RNA. Its product is annotated as glypican-5-like. NCBI's taxonomy places the organism in Eukaryota, Metazoa, Chordata, Aves, Passeriformes, Acanthisittidae. Gene Ontology annotation, biological process: positive regulation of canonical Wnt signaling pathway; regulation of protein localization to membrane; cell migration. The record is from RefSeq and is a predicted model, not a curated record. The transcript has 6 exons. The annotation marks the transcript as partial. Gene Ontology annotation, cellular component: cell surface; extracellular region; plasma membrane.
AGUCAGAUUUACAGAUCUGUCAACACAGAGCACCAACAUGUUGCACCAGAAAAAUGGAAGAAAGCUACCAGGCAGCUGUUCGAAGGGAGAGGACUCAAAGUAUCCAGGCACUGAACUUUGAACUGAAGUACAUGAUUGUUGGUCAUAUCACAGCUUUUCAAGAGGCCUUUGAAUCUUUGCUGCGCUUUGCUGAAAACCGCACAAGCUCCCUGUUUGAGACAGCUUACAGACCUAUGGCAAAAGAAGCAGCAGAGCCUGUUAAGGAGCUUUUUACAGACAUCUCUCUCUACAUUCUGGGUGCAGAGACUACAGUGGAAAGUGCAGUACUGCGGUUCUUUGACAGUCUCUUUCCUCUGGUGUAUAGUCGGCUAAUAAACCCAGGAAUUACAGAUCUAUCAGAGGACUAUACAGAGUGUCUGCGGCUUACAAGGCAAGACAUAAAUCCUUUUGGACACUAUUCUAAAAACAUGGUUACAGAGCUGUCAAAAUCUCUUUGGGCAAGUAGGAUGCUCAGCCAGGCCCUCAGUCUGGGCAUUGAAGUGAUAAAUACUACUGAACACGCCGCUCUGACGAAGGAGUGCAGCAGAGCCCUAGUGAAGAUGCAGUACUGCCCCCACUGCCAGGGCCUGACACUGAUCAGACCCUGUGUGGGAUAUUGUCUGAAUGUAAUGAGGGGCUGCUUGGCCAGUGUGUCAGAACUGGAUGCACAAUGGAGGGAGUAUAUCUCCACACUGGAAUAUCUGACUAAUGAAAUGGCUGCCUCUCACGAUCUGGAAAUUGCACUGUCGGGAAUCUGGAACUCCAUCAAUGAAGCCAUCCUGCACGCACAGCUCAACGGACCACAGCUCUCUGCCACAGUUGAUAAAGUGUGUGGACAGCCCAGACAACACGAAGGGAACCUGUCAGCUGCCAAUAUAGUGCCAGUGAAGGAAGCCACUGAGACACAGACGUUCGUCAUGGCCCAUGCUAGCCUGAACAAUAAAAGAAGAGAGUUCAUCAGUUACAUGAAGCGAUCCCGAACCUUUUAUGCCUCUAUAGCAGAAAGGCUGUGUGAUGGAGACCUGGUGAUGAGAGACAGCUCAACCUGCUGGAAUGGAGAGGAUGUUGUAGAAAGUUACACCAGCAGAGUUGUUUCCAAUGGACUGAAGGCACAAAUUAAUAACCCAGAACUGAAAGUCAGAGGAUUGGAUCCACUCAUCAGUAAUUUAAUUGAUAAACUUCAGCACUUUAAUCAACUGGAUGCUGAGAAGGCAAAAUUGAAACUGGAAAGAUGGGCUUCCCAAGAUGCUGGCAGUGGGGGUGGAAGAAGUGAAGAGCUGGAGUCAAGCGGGGAUUGUGAUGAUGAGGAUGGCUGUCAAGGAUCCGGUGACAGGACUCACACAGCAG